AUGGGGCGGCAGUGGGGGCCCGCCAUGAGGGCAGCAGAGCAGGCGGGCUGUGUAGUGAGCGCCUCCCGGGCAGGGCAGCCCGAGGCAGGCUCGUGGAGCUGCAGCGGGGUGAUCCUAAACCGUCGCCCGGGCCUGGUGCUGUGCCAUGGGGGCAUCUUCACCCCCUUCCUGCGGGCCGGCAGCGGGGCGCUGACCGCGGCGAGCGCCGCCUUCCUGCCCGGCGACAGUUGCGGCGACGAUCUGCGCCUGCACGUGCAGUGGGGCCCAACCGUCGCAAGUUCGGCAGGCCGCGCGGAGCGGGGUCGCCCGGGGUUGUGCACGCCCCAGUGCGCCGGCCUGGAGACCGGCCCGCCCGCCCGGCCCCGCGCACGGCCACUGCAACCCCCGCGCCCCGCCGAGCUUCUGCUGCUGUUGAGCUGCCCGGCCUUCCGGGGCCACUUCUCGCACCUCUUCGGCGGCGAGGAGGCCGAGCAGUGGCGCUUCGCAAACGCCGCACCGGGUGACGAGGUGUCGGAGGAGGAGGAAGAGGACCAGCUGAGAGCACUGGGGUGGUUCGCGCUGCUUCGCGUGAGGCCGGAGCCGGAGAAGGAGGUGGAAGAGCGAGGGCCGGUACUGGCCGUGGCUCCUCUCGGGGACGUGCCCAAGGGCGCACCGCUCCUGGCUUGCGGCUCCCCGUUCGGGGCCUUCUGCCCGGACAUCUUUCUCAAUACGCUCAGCCGCGGCGUGCUCAGCAACUCGGCCGGCCCGCUGCUGCUCACUGAUGCCCGCUGCCUGCCCGGCACGGAGGGCGGAGGCGUGUUCGCAUCGCGGCCCUCGGGGACGUUGGUGGCGCUGGUGGCUGCACCCCUCUGCUGGAAGGCCCGCGAGUGGGUGGGCCUCACGCUGCUCUGCGCCGCCGCCCCACUGCUCAGCGUCGCCCGAGACGCCCUCUGCCGCCUUCACCCCGACACUGCCGCCCUGGCCACCCUCCUACCGCCUGAGAUGGGCGCCCCGUGGGGCCUGCCCCUCCGAUACCGAGACCCCGGGCCCCCUUGGGCAGCUGCGGCCGUGCUGGUGGAGUGUGGUUCUGUCUGGGGCUCCGGAGUGGUGGUGGCACCCGGUCUCGUGGUGACCUGCCGGCAUGUGGCCCCCCGGGAGACGGCCAGGGUCCUGGUGCGCUCUGCCACCCCCAAGAGUGCCUUAAUCUGGGGACAUGUGGUGUUUGCCACCCAGGAGACGUCUCCCUAUGACAUAGCAGUUGUGAGCCUGGAGGAGGACCUAGAUGGUGUCCCUAUACCUGUGCCUGCUGAGCAUUUCCAUGAAGGCGAGGCGGUCAGUGUAGUGGGCUUCGGUGUCUUCGGCCAGGCUUGUGGGCCCUCGGUGACCUCGGGCAUCCUGUCGGCUGUGGUGCAGGUGGAUGACACACCGGUGAUGCUGCAGACCACGUGUGCCGUGCAUGGUGGCUCCAGCGGGGGACCUCUCUUCUCUGCCUGCUCCGGGGACCUCCUGGGCAUCGUCGCCAGCAACACCCGGGACAAUAACACGGGGGCCACGUACCCCCACCUGAACUUCAGCGUCCCCAUCACGGUGCUCCAGCCGGCCCUGCAGCAGUACAGCCAGACGGGCGACCUGGGCGGCCUCCGCCAGCUGGACCGCGCCUCCGUGCCAGUGAGGGUGGUGUGGCGGCUGCAGCGGCCCCCAGCGGAGGCCCUGCGGAGCAAGCUCUGA
This is a messenger RNA of Rangifer tarandus platyrhynchus (Svalbard reindeer), 1707 nucleotides long. The record is from the annotation of a GenBank genome assembly. NCBI's taxonomy places the organism in Eukaryota, Metazoa, Chordata, Mammalia, Artiodactyla, Cervidae.